AUUUUUCUUGGUUGACUUUCUUGCUUUCUCUCUCGAUGGGAAAGCUCCAACAUGGAUCUCAUGAAUGCGAGUUGACCUCGCCGGGGAUCGUCGCAAAUGGGAUCUGCAACAUCUGCUUCAAAGAUGAACCUGUUGAAUUCGCCUGUGACCCUUGUAAUUUCGAUCUCUGCAAAGCUUGCUCAGAUCUUCCCCAGCAAAUGUCACACCAUCUUCAUCCGGAGCACCCUCUAGAGUUUCGUAUUGGCGAAGAUGAUCGGAAGACCAAAUACAUGGUGUGCGUCGGGUGCGGAAACAUGUCUUCUGGAACCUACUACUACGAGUGUAACAAGUGUGAGAUCUAUCUUGAUUUGGGUUGUGCACUUCACAAGAGCAUAACAACGGGUUGGGAAGCCAAAGAGAUGCUCCAUUACAGCCAUGAACACCAGCUUAAGAGGUGUAGGCCGGGACCAGAUUCCAGAGGCUCUUGCCUUCUCUGUGAGCAACCUCUCUCUUUCACUGCAACCUGUUACGGUUGCGUUCACUGUUACUUGUUUUUUCACGAGCGUUGCCUUGAUCUUCCAACAGAGAUUCAACAUCCCGUGCAUCCUCUGCACCCUCUCAAACGCCUUGAUUAUAUACAAACUUUUGACGGUCGGAAGUCUUGUAGUGCAUGUACAGGCAAAUUUGUUGGUGUCCCAUUUGGUUGCUUAGAAUGUGGGUUUUACCUUCAUCUGAGAUGUGCAGAUGCCUUGUUGCGGGGAUUUCCUGCAUAUUCUUGUGAAGAAUGUGACUUUAUCGGUCACACUGAAUGCAUUCUACGCGAGGAAGUGCCUUCUCCAUUGUACUUGAAAGAUUUGUACUCUUGCAGCAAAGACAACACAAGAUCCAAAAAUCUUACAGAUCUUGAAACAAGUGAAUCAGAAGAUAGGUUACUGGUUAAUAGCUUCAAUCAUAUUCAUGUGAUGAGGCUGGUUCACAUGAGUGAGCUUGAGGAAGAAGGAAAGUGCAACAUGUGUGAUACAAAGAUACAUGGUAAUCCUUGCAAAUGUGAGACAUGUAGCUUCCAAUCCCAUGAUUUCUGUGCAGGGCUUGGGCAACCAUCAAGGCAUCAGUUUCAUUUGAACCAUCCUUUGACCCUUCUACCAAAUUCCCCUAGAUGGAUGAAAAGGACAUGUAAGUCCUGCAAAGCUGAUAUAAAAGGGUACAAUCUCUUCUGUCGUAUAUGCAAUUUUAUCAUCGACAUCAAUUGCGCUUUGAAAGACAAAAAAAUGCACGGUGCAUUACACAUGGGUCAGAUAGGACUUUGCAUACAAGACAAACAUAGCUUGUUCCAAGUUAUUGUCUCAAGGUCACAUCCUAUCGCUUGUUCUAUAUGUGAUGAGAAGUUGUGUGGAAAGGCUUUUUCAUGCGUGGUGUGUGAAGAUAUAUAUCACCCUCUAUGUAUCCAAGUUGGGAGGCGAGUUCUAGUUGGUCAUCCACUUCAUUCUGAUCACAUGCUAGCAAUUUCACUGCUUGAAAGUGGAUCCAAGGGGACCGCUAUGCCAAGCCAAAAGCAAGAGAAACCCCAAUGCCCGGCCUGCCAACUGAAUAUUACAACAAAGUAUAGCUAUCAUUGUACCAUUUGCAAAAUCAAUUUCCAUAUUGAUUGCAUCAAAGCAGUGAUAGUACCAAGCAAGAUCAAGUCUCAUAGUCACUAUCUCUAUAACUUUUGGAACAAUGAUAUGAGGGUGACUCGCGCUUGCAGUGUGUGCACUAGACCUUGUGGUGCGUCGUUCUACGGAUGUAUUGACUGUAUGUUCAGCGCACAUGUAGAGUGUAUUGGGUUUCCAGCUAAUGUGAAGAACCAACGGCAUCAGCAUACUCUCACACAAGUAUACACUUCUCACCGGGAAAAAUGGUCUGUCCGUGAAUCAUACAUGGAUGAUAUAUAUUACGCAUGUUAUCAUUGCAAGAAAAGAUUUGACACUAAAAGUAUAAUGUCUACGGACGACAGUGAGGAAGCAACAGAAGAGGAACAACUUCAAGACAUCUAUCUUAUGUACCUUGAGCGUGAUCUCCUUGACCUUCUAAAACCAGAAGAUGAUGUGGCCAAAGCCAGUGAUGAUUCCUCUUCGUUUGGUUCUGCCUCCCUAUAUGAAACUGAAUACUGAAAAUUCCCUUAUCUGAGGUUAUGCCUCAAUCUCUUCUCGUUUUCUUAUCGUGUUUACAAUAAAAGGUGGCGUCUUCGAAGACUUGAGACUCUGAUGAGUCUUAAUUUGUUAUGCCUCCCUCUCUUAAAUGCAACUUCAGUGAACUAAAGUUAUGUUUCAGAA
This is a messenger RNA of Arabidopsis arenosa, 2291 nucleotides long. The record is from the annotation of a GenBank genome assembly. Lineage: Eukaryota; Viridiplantae; Streptophyta; Magnoliopsida; Brassicales; Brassicaceae.